GACGCUCGCACCCAACAAUACCAUUAAGCGCUCAACGAAGAAACGUGUUAUUUCUCGGCAAAGUCAAUAUCGAAAUAUCAACGAUAACUACCUGCCAACAAUUUGACAAGAAUGAAUGAACAGUCGAGACUAGUACUUGAUAUAAUCCCCUUUAAACGAUUGUAAAAAUCUGAGAAAGAGAGAGAUUGUGCCGCAUUAAAUAGUAAUAAAGUGCUAUUUUCCUCUUCACUCGCAACAUGUUUAAAACCAUUUGGCAUUUGUUUCUACGAGAAAGGUGUAGUGUAACGUAGCUGCUGUGCCGUGCUGUGCUGUUUUUUUUUAUCUCUGAUUGAUAUUUGUCCUUUCUAAUAAUUCUAAUAUUCAAGGAGCUAAAUGAAAAUAUGUAGAACAGUAAUAUUUAUUAUUCCAUUUUGCUGAUAGAAAAUAAUUUCAGUGAAUCGAUGUUGAAACAUGUGUGAUAUUGAAAUGUGAGGAAGAAGACCAAAAGCUCGUUUCUGUAUUUGAUCGAUUACGUAUGGAAAGGACAACGGAAUAGAAAUAGAUCGAAUCUUUUCUUCAAAUACAAUACAGCUAAAUUAGAAAAUCGAUCGAAAAAUUUGAAGAUGGAGUUGAAACGGAUAGAGAAAAGACAAAAAGCUCCGUACAAUGGGGAUCUUUGUCGAGCGAUCUUUCCGAUAUAUUACCUUGGUAAAUUGUGUGGUGUGGUUCCAGUAAGAUUUUACGUGCACGCUUCUGAAGGAUGUCAGGCUCGUUUAAAUAUCAUAGACCUCGUCUAUAGUUUGUGCGCACUGAUACUACUGCUCGGCGCGGAAAUUUGGGGCCUAUGGCGAGAUCUGAAAGACGGCUGGGAGCACAGUACCAGACUGAAAUCUCGGACAGCGAUGAUCGCGACAUGGAGCGAUGUGCUUGGAGUAAUGAGCUUAACGGUCGUUUGUAUCGUUGGCUCCCCUUUCCGAUGGAAAUCCCUGCAACUUGUGAUAAACAAAUUAAUCGAGGUAGAUAGAAAAAUCGGUGUAUCGUCUGCAAAGAAAGCUCGAAGGUUCACGAUUUGUUUAACGAUAUAUAGCCUCGUCCUUCUCUGGUUCAAUUCGUGUUUAGACUUUUAUUCAUGGAGUCGCAAAACAAAAAACGAAACACUUACUGACAAAGGCCCUAUUAACUAUGCACCUCUAUACGUAAUGUACACCGUGAUCAUUUCGACAGGAAUCCAGUAUAGCGUGGCAACGUAUAAUAUAGGACAAAGAUUCGUUCGCUUGAACAGUAGCCUGAAAAGUAUGUUGGAUACAAAUAACAGUAACAACGACGAUGCGAUCGGUUAUUUUCGAAAAUUUUCCGAAAGAGCUAACGACAUUGGAGACAAGAAAGGAUGGAACAUUACACCAAAACGGCAACUCGUAUUAGGCAGCUAUAGAUUGUCACGGAAGAUGGAUGAAAGCAAAACCUACGUAAGCAGUAUAUCUGAAUUGAUAAUGGUUCAUUCUUUACUUUGCGACACAGUAUCCCUCAUAAAUGCUGCUUUCGGUGUCGUACUACUAGCCGUCACUAUAUCCUGUCUAUUACAUCUAGUCAUCACACCGUAUUUCUUGAUCGUGCAAGCUAAUGAAAAACACGAAUGGAUAUUUCUAGUCGUACAAGUUGGAUGGUGUAUCUUUCACAUAAGCAGAAUGCUGAUAAUCGUUCAACCUAGCUAUUCCACAGUUGCGGAGGGAAAAAAAACGGCAGCUCUCGUUAGUCAGUUACUUUCUUGUUGUUUUGAAGCAGACGCCCGACGAGAAUUGGAAAUAUUUUCGCUUCAAUUGUUGCAUCGACCUUUGGAGUUCUCAGCAUGCGGACUCUUUUCCUUGGACAGAAACUUAAUAACGUCGAUCGCGGGAGUUAUAACAACGUAUCUCGUUAUCCUGGUACAAUACUGAGCAAGAGAGGAAGAGUGAUAGAGAGACAAUCGCAUAUUACGAUAAUGACAUUUAAUAUACCAAUUCUCGUAAACAGCGGUAAUAUACAAAUACAAGUUACUCGUAUCGUAAUCCAACUACUAAUAAUAACGAGUUGUUCCAUCGAUCGAACGAUCGACGUUUAAUUAAGAGCGCACCUCGUACGGUGUCUAGAACUAGACGUCAGUCACAGCCUAUCCAAAAUAUUCCUCGGCCUCGUCUUGCUGUAUCUCUGAGAAGGGAAUAAGAUCGCCUAAAAACGGGAAACUUGAAUAGUCUCGUUUGAAGAAGCCAGGUAUCUCCUCGUUGAAUCAACUUAUACGCCUAUGUAUACAUACGAUUGUAUAAGACAAAUACAACCUAUCGUAUACUGA
This is a messenger RNA of Bombus terrestris (buff-tailed bumblebee), 2305 nucleotides long. RefSeq names its product gustatory receptor for sugar taste 43a. Bases 603 to 1913 code for a protein of 436 amino acids. The transcript is spliced from 7 exons. NCBI's taxonomy places the organism in Eukaryota, Metazoa, Arthropoda, Insecta, Hymenoptera, Apidae. Gene Ontology annotation, cellular component: membrane; neuronal cell body; axon. The record is from RefSeq and is a predicted model, not a curated record. Gene Ontology annotation, biological process: sensory perception of taste.